Molecule: messenger RNA, 1419 nt
Organism: Capsicum annuum
Lineage: Eukaryota; Viridiplantae; Streptophyta; Magnoliopsida; Solanales; Solanaceae
Exons: 8
Coding region: 448-996 (182 amino acids)
Source: RefSeq, a predicted model, not a curated record
UCUCUCUCUAAACCCUUUCACUCUCACUGUCGCGUCUAUCUCUCUAAACCCUAAAAAUUGGUGGUGAAGGUUAUAGUGAUGAUAACAACAACGGUUUUUAUGAACCUUGCUCUCAUCCUUGGCUCUUCUUGCUGAAUAUUUUCCUGUUGAAUCCGCUGAGGAACAAUUGUCUAUUCUAGCUAGUUAGCGGAACAAAAAUUGGUGUUUUGUUUCCAACAUUCUUCUCAACACAAGUUUCUUUGCACUUGAUAAGCGAAGCUUACUUAAGGUAGAAGCUAAGAAGGAGGAUUGUGAGGAUUUGCGUGGAAGAAUUUCUCAGUAUAAUUUGCAGAUAAAGAAGACCAACUUGGGCCAGUUUUACUUCACUUGGAUUCAUUAAGGCUCCACUGCUGCAAGACCCAUUUAGUUACCAUAAGAAAGUUCAUUCCAGGAUAUGUCGGUGCGCAUAUGGUUAUAGAAGCAAUUAAACCAUUUUUCAAUGAGCCAUGGAAUAGUUGGUUAGAGAUUCCAUAUGAAAUUAGGAUUGUUAUGUGGAAACAAUUUAUGACAAAGUGUGCAUGGAGUGAUUGUCAUGAUAAUGAAGUAGACCGCAUUUUUCGGUUGAAAGUAGCUCUACGGGUUAAAGAACACUUGUAUAAGUCCCGGAAUAAAUUGGUAAAACAUGGUUGGUUGAAUGAUGAAGUGUGGUCUAAGUUCUUGAUAUUAUGGGACAUUCUUGAAUAUAAAGUGAAGAGGGAACGGGGAAAGGCAAAUCGAGCCUCUGAAAUAGGUGGCUCGCUGCACACCGGAGGUUCGAUGAGUUUUGCUACCCACCAAAGAAGACCGAAAUUCUUAAAUGGGGGAGUAGAUGUACCUCUUACUACGGUCUUCGAAGCGAUACAUAGGAAGAAAAAUCCAGACGGUACAAAAGCAGAGUGGGUCGAACCGCAUGCUAAGGAUGCAUAUAGGGAUUUCAAAAAAGUAUUGAAGAUUGGCGUCAAACUCAACCUACUUUAGAAGAUGGUACCAUGGUCCAACCAUCGCCUGCUAAUAUGACUAGAAUAUGGACAAAUGUGGUAGGUGGUCCAAAGAAGGGUACAACUUACGGGCUUGAAGAUAGUCAAUCCUUGAGUAGUUCUUCCCCAAAGUUGCCCAAUUCCGCUUCAAUUUCGCAAAAUGCGGAAGAAAUAAAAGGAAUGAGAACAAAAAUUGAAGAGUUGACGCAACACUGUGCAAAAUUUGCCAAGUUUGAGGCGUUCGUCAAAAAGCAUAUGCCGCAAGUAUUUGAGGAUGGGGAAGAUAGUGAAUCAGAUGAUUAGAUUACAUUGUAGUGGUUGGUUCUUAUUUAUGACUGUGGCAUUUAGACUUAAACUAUUACAAUUGGUGUUUGUUUUGGAUUUUGAUGUUUAGAAUUAUCUUGAAAUGCUUAUACUAUUUGAU